AUGGCGGAUUGUAUAGCAACGAGGGGUGCAAAGCCUGCCAUUUCUUAUUCAGCUUUGCACAAUCUAAGCAAUAUAUAUUCGGAGAAGAAAAAAAAGCAAGCUAAAAAGGCAACAGGGAGAUUUUUCGAAGCGGAACGUAUAAUUGAAAGGAGAAACGGCCGUGAAUCGGUAUGUAUGAAUUGUUUAAAUUUUAUAAAUGGUUUUAUCUAGUGUAGUUCACUUCAAAUUCAAUGCUCAAUUUGCUGAUUUCAGAUUUGGUUUAUGUUUUAAUAUCUAGAGAGAGUAUUUAGUUAAAUGGUGUGGCUACCCAAUGUCGCAGUCGUCCUGGGAACCGGAGGAAAACUUGAACGAGGUUUUGCUAAGGUAAGCAAUUUCAUAUUGAUGCUAUUAAUAGGUCAUAAUAAGCCAUAUGAAUGAUAUGAUGGUAUGUACUAUCAACUGUGUUUCUCUGAAUGUAGAGUAUUUGAAAAAAGCACACACACAAAUGCCUAAAAAUGUUAAAAUUGACAUGAUUGUUAAAAUAAUAAUCUGUGUUGUAUUUUUGACAGGAGCUAUGAUCAUCCACAGCCAGACAUGUCAAGGGUCGAAGAGUCAUGUUUUGCUCGUCGAACAACCAUAAUAAAUGGGCUGAAGUCCUCUGGGGUGGAUGUUCACUUAUAUGUGCCAUUCCACCUUGAUGUUUGGAGAUACCUCAUGCAAGGUAAAGGGGAAGCUAUCAAUGGAGGUAGCAAAUUAUAUCAAAAGGAAGACUUUGAUAGGUUUGUCGAUUGGCCAGAUCAUUGGAGCUAUAUCAUGAAUCUCCAUGGCACAGGAAGAGGAAUCGAUUUCCCCAUAAAAGUAAGGCCAUUCCUGGGGAAAUCGUGUGUGAAAGAUUUUGUUGUGGGGGAUGAUGGAGCAAUUGUGAAAGCUCCUAUAUUAUAUACUGAAAAAUUAAGUAUUUAUUUUGUAAAAAGAGCAUGUAAUCCUAACAAUAUAUAA
Paramuricea clavata is the source of this 978-nucleotide messenger RNA. Lineage: Eukaryota; Metazoa; Cnidaria; Anthozoa; Malacalcyonacea; Plexauridae. The record is from the annotation of a GenBank genome assembly.